Pyrus x bretschneideri (Chinese white pear) is the source of this 3508-nucleotide messenger RNA. Its product is annotated as katanin p80 WD40 repeat-containing subunit B1 homolog KTN80.4. The record is from RefSeq and is a predicted model, not a curated record. Gene Ontology annotation, biological process: microtubule severing; microtubule depolymerization. NCBI's taxonomy places the organism in Eukaryota, Viridiplantae, Streptophyta, Magnoliopsida, Rosales, Rosaceae. The transcript is spliced from 20 exons. Gene Ontology annotation, molecular function: microtubule binding. The coding region runs from base 502 to 2883 and encodes 793 amino acids. Gene Ontology annotation, cellular component: katanin complex.
UAUAUACCCAAGUCGUGAAAGGAAAGCGGCUCAUCCUCGCGUGCGUCUGCGUGCACUGACUCAAUUAUAGAUUGGCAUCCGCUACAGCGGCCACUGGCUCGCCGAUGCCUUUUUAUUUGAACAAUCUGGUCUGGUCUGGGGAAUGAAUGAAUGAAUGAAAUUGGAGUUGGAAGCAGAGGAAUACUCGCUGAGUCGCUGUCGCCCGUGAUUUUGUGACAACUUUGAGAGUGUGAAGAAGAAGCAGCAGCAGCGAUAAACGAAAGAAACCUCCAACCCAAUCCAAUCUUCAUUCUUUCCCUUCAGUUUCACAAUAACGGAGUGCAUUCUUCGAGAUCCGGAAUGGAACCACAAUCAUCACCCUUCUCAUCAUAUUCAGCAGCACUUUGACAUCGAGAUUUGAGAUUUGAUUUCAGUGCGUGGACUACUUCGGACUGGUGUGGUCAGAGCUGCUGCUAUAUUUACCUAGGGCGGCUAGGGUUUCUCUUUUCUUCUUCUUCCCCCAUGACUACUAAACGCGCUUACAAGCUACAGGAAUUUGUAGCACAUUCUGCAGCUGUGAAUUGCCUCAAGAUUGGCAGAAAAUCUUCUAGAGUUCUUGUCACCGGCGGAGAAGAUCACAAGGUCAAUCUCUGGGCCAUUGGGAAACCCAAUGCCUUACUGAGUUUGUCUGGACACACCAGUGGAAUUGAUUCAGUAAGCUUUGAUUCUUCAGAGGUCUUAGUAGCUGCAGGAGCUGCAAGUGGUACAAUUAAGCUUUGGGAUUUAGAGGAGGCAAAGAUUGUUCGCACACUUACCGGUCACAGAUCCAAUUGUAUAUCUGUGGAUUUUCAUCCUUUUGGGGAGUUCUUUGCAUCUGGCUCCUUAGAUACAAAUCUCAAAAUAUGGGAUAUCAGGAAGAAGGGGUGUAUUCACACAUACAAAGGCCAUACUCGAGGGGUCAAUGCUAUCAGAUUUACCCCAGAUGGACGUUGGGUUGUUUCUGGUGGAGAGGACAACACUGUGAAGUUGUGGGACCUGACCGCUGGAAAGCUGCUGCAUGACUUCAAGUGUCAUGAGGGCCAGGUUCAGUGCAUAGACUUUCAUCCCCACGAGUUUCUGCUAGCAACAGGUUCAGCAGAUAGAACUGUCAAAUUUUGGGACCUUGAAACCUUCGAGCUAAUUGGCUCUGCUGGACCUGAGACAACUGGAGUGCGUUCUUUGACUUUUAGCCCUGAUGGGAGAGCCCUACUCUGUGGAUUGCAUGAAAGUUUAAAGGUUUUCUCGUGGGAGCCAAUAAGGUGCCAUGAUGCUGUGGAGGUGGGAUGGUCUCGAUUGUCAGAUCUUAAUGUUCAUGAGGGAAAGCUUCUUGGAUGCUCUUACAAUCAGAGUUGUGUUGGAGUGUGGGUUGUAGACAUCUCGCGCAUUGAACCGUAUGCAAUUGGUAAUGCCAGCAGAUUGAGUGGGCAUUCAGAAUCUAAAUCAUUGUCUGGUGGGAAUCUCUCUGUGCUCAAUGAGAUCGCUGCUAAAUCUAGUUUGGGCCGGUUGUCUGUUUCACAAAAUUCAGAUUCUUUAGUGAAGGAAACAAAAUCUCUUGGAAGGUUAUCAGUUUCUCAGAAUUCAGAUCUCGUUAAGGAGCCAAAAAUUAUUGCAUCCACAGGAAUUGUUCCUGGUGCUCCUCAAAGGAUCAAUAUGAAUUCCAGUCCAAAAACUAUUGUGGCUAGUUCAGUGGCAGUUCCUAAUGCAUCAACCCUGAAGAGGAGUUCUACUAAGACCCAUUCAACAGCUAAUAUUCCAACUUUUAACAAGUCUGAUGUCAUACCUGUAAUUGUGCCAAGAACUAGUAUGAGGUCAGAGCUGUCAUCUGAGUCUAGAAAAGAGGUUAGCGUUGCUGGAAGACCACUGGCAUUUUCUUUGCAGUCAAAGGCAACUGAUUUCCGGAAGUUGUCCAAUAGCAGAGAAGAAGUGGAUAAGCCAGCUGUCUCUUCGGUGUCUGAAUCCCCUGCUUCUAAGGCUAUUGAAUUAAGCAGUGCUGCAGAUAAGAAUGGCUUCUCAACAGUUUUAAGUUCAACUCAGGGAAUACAUGCUGAAAAGAACACAAAAGAUGAUAUAUAUUUUGGACCUGGGAAGCAUGAAACUAGUUCAAUGAUGGUGCCAACUGCAAGUUACCAGCAUGAAAGUUAUGAGGCUCCAGGGCACAAGGUGAGCAGAGAAGCAUUUUCUGCUGAAGGUCAAAGAGGAGGGAGAUUGCACUCAAUUGCUGUAAAUUGGGAGAAAAGAGAUAGAUAUUCUAACUACGAGGGACCUACUUCCAAUGGUACCCUGGGAACAGCGUCUGCACCAAAUAUUAUCCCUUUAAAUGCGUUUAAGCAGCGAGGUUAUCCUACAUCUACUGAAAAAGAAACAGUGUCUGCUAGUGAUGAGGAUGCUAUUGCAGAUCUCCUGGAAAAACACGAUAAAUUUGUUGGCUCCAUGCAAUCUCGUGUUGCCAAAUUACAGGUAGUCUAUAGAUAUUGGGAAAGGAAUGAUGUUAAGGGGGUCCUUGGUGCAAUGGAGAAGAUGGCUGAUCAUGCUGUCAUUGCGGAUGUAGUCAGCAUUAUGACACAAAAAAUUGAUAUUGUCACACUGGAUAUAUGCACUUACCUUCUGCCACUCCUCACUGGCCUUCUAGAAAGUAACAUGGAUAGGCAUUUAGGCAUUUCUUUGGAAAUGCUGCUCAAGCUGGUUAGAGUGUUUGGUUCUGUGAUCUAUUCAGCAAUAUCUGCGUCGUCAUCUGUUGGUGUUGAUAUUGAAGCCGAGAAAAGAUUUGAGGUGGCUAUGUAUUUUGAAAUGGUUGCCCUAGGCUGGAGCGCUGCAACAUCUGUUUUGUGGAGCUUGAAAAGGUCAAAUGCUGUUUGCCGGCUCUAACCAGAAGAGGAGGAUCAAUUGCAAAGGCUGCACAGGAGUUGAAUUUAGCUCUUCAGGAAGUUUCAUGACGGAAAAAGUGUGCAUAGUGAAAGUGCAGUUUGGAGGGAGUUUGUGCAUUUUGGAGUAAUGAACCCCUCCUCUUCUUGCAACACCGCUAUGAUGGUUCAAUGCUCUCUGUGUUGUGUGGCCUGGCCGACUCGGGCAGUCCCUGGUUGUACAUUAGUGCUAAGUGGAGAUAUUAACUACAAGCUAAUUCUAUACUAUUCGCUAAAACGAGAGGCUAAUUGUCGACAUGUCGCUCUACGUCCUGUUUGCACAGUUUUGGGAACUUCCAAUCCAUUUCUGCUCAGCGAAAGAGAUCACUGCUCCACUCCGUUCACCAUUUACCAUGUUCUGCUCAGCGAAAGAGAUCACUGCUCCACUCCGUUUCACUAUUAACCCAACAUGGUAGCAUCAAAUUGGUUCUUCUUUUUUUUCGUUAAUCUGAUGAUCAAAUUGUAUCCUUUGGCUGCAUUAACAAUUAUUUAAGCGUAUGUUAUAUUUUGCACCUUCAAAUUUGGGUGCAAUGACAAUCUCAUACCUUAUCUUUACAAGAUUGCAAUGUCAUACACAAACUUGUGUUUUA